CAACUAAGUUAUAUAUCAUCACGGCAUGUUAACGUGAAUGGCCAUCGUGUCUCACUUAAUAUUGGUUACUUCGAUUUUGAGAUCUUUAUCUACGUAGUAUGCAGUGUGUCAUCAUUUUCUUGCAAUUUUACAUACGUAGGACUUAACUCGUCAUCUGGUUCACCUGUUUUACAAAAUCUGUUGAGGACUUCGGAUCUGAGGUUUCGAAGUAAGCAAUCAGUAUGGAUCAGGAACCAAGACGUAAGGGUCCCAGAAGCCCUAGUGCUGAUUCAGAUGAUUCCUCGCAUAGAAGAAGAAGGAAGUAUGAUCGCUCACCAUCUCCCAGGCGAAGCAGAUAUCGUAGGUCUCGAUCCAGGGACAGAAGAUCUCGUUCGAGUUCUAGAGACAGAAGAAGAAAAGAUUCCAGCAGAUCCCAGGACUGGAAGCAGCAGGCUCCACCAUCUCAGUCGCAGAGCUCUGUGCCCAACCCAAGCAGUUCUACAGGAUAUGUUUCAGCGGUACAUAAUCAAUACCAGGCACCUCCACCAAACACGAGUCAACCACCGCCACCUAUAUCAGCUUAUAACCAGGGAUAUAACAACUAUGGUUACAACUAUGGCUCAGGUUAUGACUACAGUUACCAGCAACCUGCAGGCUAUCGAAGUGAUUAUGCGCCACCCAACUGGCAAGGAAGUCAAGUAUCGUAUAACAACCAACAAGCACCACCACCUCCGUCUUUGACACCCCAGCAAGAAUCAUCGAGACCGAUUGAUAGCGGUUCUUCAAACUUAGUGACAUCCUUAACGAGACCAGAGGAUGUCAAAAAGGAAGCAGCAAUCGCAGCUGAAGUAAAACAACAGAAAGCGACAUUGGGGAAACAACGUGAGGAAUAUGUUAAGAAAUCGACAACAUUGCAACGUGAACUGGAAAUUCUACGUCAACAGUGUGAUGAGAUAGGCAAGGAAGGUGGGCGUGAGAACAACCGUAUCAUAAAAGAAAAUCAAAAGUUGCAGAUCGAGAUACAAAAUAAAAUGAAAUCUAUUCACAACGUCAUCGACAUGCUCACUGGCAUUAUCGGUGACAAAGUCACCGUGGAGGAUUUGAAGAACAAGUUUAAACUAGAAUUAAAACGCUCGAGAAGUCCGAAAGAGGAUUUCCCGAAAGGGAAGUCCCCUUCUCCCGACAGGUCGUCUGCUUCUGAUUCAGAUAAAGAAUCCAAAGCGGAAAGAGAUAUUAGGGAGAGAAGAUCGUCGGAGGAUAAGCCAAUGUACAAUUUCGUACACUACGAUCCCGAAAUGCAUUGGUGUAAAGUCUGCGAUAUCUUUCCUAAGACAGCAAAGGAGUAUCUAAAUCAUCUACAUAGCAAUGAGCACAAAGAGGCAUGCUUAGAACGCAAGAUAGUUGAUAUGCCUUGGCAUGAACGAAAUGGCGAGGGGACAGAAAAGGAAGUACUUCAUUAUCCCGGCCUGCCGACGAAAAGAACACCUAUCAAAGGGCUGCAGUUCUUCAGUGCGGCAACAGCGUGGUACUGCAAACUCUGCGAUUCAUGGAUCGGGGAUCUUCAUUGCGCUAGUUUACAUCUGAAGUCCAAGCGGCAUUCCGAGAACUUCUCUCGGUUCGUGGAACAGAAUCCGCAUUGGGAGACUGAUUGGAUGGCCGAUCGUGAGAAGGCGUUUUCCGAGGAGAAGCACAAACAAAUACAACUGGAGCUGCAGAAGCAAAAGGAGGACGAGCCUCCAACAAAGUCGAAGAAAUCCAAGAAGAACAAGAAGAAGUCGAAGAAAGCCAAAAAACGUAGGAACAGGAGCAGUGCGAGUGAAACAUCUAGCGAGUCGGACAACUCUGACACCGAAUCCGAUCAGGAUACCACCAAGAGUAUACGCGUGGCCAUGCGAAACAAGAUGAAAGCCUCGACGCAGGCGAUUCUGAACGAAGAAAUUGAUUAUCCACGUUUGAAACUGAAGAGCCACUGGUCGAAAUCGGCUGUGCAGGUGAGCCAAUCGCCGUCUUCUGAGCAACACCCAUCGGAAUCGGACGACAGACAACUUCUGAACUCAAUCAGAGAUAAGCUAAAAGCCAAACAAGAAGAGGAGAUAAAGAGCAUCAGCAGCCGCAAAAUAGAUAAGACGAUCGAAGACGAGGAGGAUUUGCAGCAGGAUAAUUUCUCCAAGAAAUCGGAGGAAUUGGAGGCUUGGGGUCCGAAAGAGCCGCCAAAGCCGUUCUGGAUAAAGAAGGACGAAGAGAAACCGCAGCCACAUAUCGUAAACAAGCCGAUCGAGCUGCCGAAGCCAGAGGAAAUGCCUAAGCCGCACAUGGGCUUCUGGACGAAGCAGCAGGUGAACAUGACAGUGAAACCACCUGAAAGUAGCAGUAAAUCAGUGGACAAAGAGGAAGAGAGAGAUCGUGAUAGGGAUCGAUACAAGGACGAUCGCGAUCGCAAGUACAGCAGGUACGAAAGAAGAAGCCGACGUGACCGAGAUAGAGACCGGGACAGAGAUAGGGAUAGGGAAAGAGACCGAGAUCGAGACAGAGAUCGAGAUCGCGAUUACUAUGACGAUCGUCGAAAACGAGACAGCAACGACUCGCCCAGGCGCGAGAGAGGUUGGCGUGACAGUCCCAAGAGGAACUACGACAAAUAUAGCAAGGACAGAAGAGAAGAGAACAAUUCUUCGAAUGAUGAAUCUAAAUUCGAGAAGAAAACGAACGAAUCAGCAUCCAAGUCGAAGAAGAACGUUGUUCCAACGAAGAAGUCCACUCCGCAGGUAUCCAAGGGCAAGCUACCAUUUAUUGGUAGAUUACCGUUAUUUAAGAAGAAAGCUGAGGAGCCGAAAUUGCCGGAUAAAGAUCUCACGCCGUUGCCAUAUCAGCAGAGCAAAUUCGAAGAUACACCGAAGGUGCCCAAUGAGAUCAUCAAUCCUCCUGGUGUGGUGCACAUCACCAAGCUAGCAACUCCAGUGAGCUUAAAUAGUGUAACUCCACCAACAAACAAGGCAAGCCAACCCAUGAAGAUCUUGGUGGCCCCGCCGCCGCCGGUGCUAAAUGAGAGCAAACCGACCCAGCAGGUAGUCGAUAUGGAAAUUGACGAUCAAUCUGAAGAGACAGUUAUAGAGGAGCAACCGAUAGUGGAGCAGCAGAAACAACAACAAGAGUCACCGAGUGUGUCGAAGUUGCCGCUCCCCCCGCAUCCUCCACCACCGCAAUUGAACAGGCCGCCGCCCAGCUACACACCAGCGAGCCAGCAACAGCAACCAAUGCCAAGCAGAUCAGUGCAGAGCACACCUCCGCAGUUUACACCGAAUCGCCCGCCGCCACCGUUUAUGUCCACUCCGCCGCCGUUUGUCCAGGCUCCUCCAAGAUUUCCACCUCAUCAACCGGUGCGGCCGUCCAGUCAAACUAUGCCAGCUUUUAUGACGGCACCACCGCCGCAGUUGCCAAACGCUGCCGCUGGUUUCGUGCCAAAUCAUCAGAACCCGCCGCCACCGCCGCUUCCGUCGGUGGAGGGCGCGGUGCACUCCGAUGUGGCCGAUAUACCGGAGCCAAGUGAGAAGCGACCAGCAGAUCCUAGUAUACCGCUACCGGACGAUCUACAAGAGGCUCUCAACAUCAUUUUCCCCAAGGAAGAGACCGCGGAAACCAAGCAGCAAAGUCACCAAGAGACCAACGUCAUGUACUCAUCUAUGUACAGUAUGCUUGGCUGCGUGGGCUACGGUCCCGAGUACAUGGAUCAACCGCCGCCAGAAAUCAUGCAAGCAGAGGCUGAAGCAGAUACUCAACCUGGUCCAGACGAUCUGCGCAUGUUAGGCAUAGACGAGGGAGAUACGAUACUGUAGAUCAUAGGCACACGCAUUAUCGGUCACGUGCGAUUCUUUAUCUUCGUCGACCGAUAGAGAGCAAUUAAUUUACUUACAAAUUUAUCGUUUACUCGAUAAUAUCUCACGCGAUAAACGAUGUGCAGAUAUUACGACAGUGGCGAUUCGCAAUGUAUUUCGUGUAACGACCUCGACCACAUGAUAAGUAAUGAAAAGGGAGCAAAGGCGGUGUGAGUAUACCCAUUCACACGCGCACACAUAUAGACACAUAUAUAUAUAUAUAUAUAUAUAUAUAUAUACACAUACAUAUAUGUAUGUAUAUAUAUACAUACAUACAUACAUACACACAUUGGAUGCAUAAAAAAAAAAGAUUAAGAUGUAAAGAUUACUUAACAAUAUGCAGUAAAACUUUGAACGAAUGUGUCUGUUAGAUUGUAACAUUUGUUAUUUUGUUAAGAUAAGAUAAUUAUCUCCCUUAUUUCUCGUGGGCGAUAUCUAUCUUGGUAUUUCCGACGCACUUUUAUGCAAUCCUCAUCAAAUCACUUUUUCAUUAUUUGUUCCUCCACAAAGACAUAAUGUCCAGUGGUCUGAAAUUUUGACUACGUAUUAAUACAAGGCUAUAUAAGAGGAAAUAUUACACACGUUCUUGGAAAUACCUACGAUUUAACCAACGAUUUUAUCUUUAUCGUUGCGUUGCGAAGGUCAGAUGAUAAGACAAGAAAUGUAAUGUCAAUAAAAGGAACACACACAUGUCACAUUGUGUCACUCGAACGUAUUAUAUAUUCUUCUUUCAUAUUGCAAGCCCGUAACAUUUAAGCUCGCGUCAUAUAUGUACAAUACCAAACUUUAAAUGUAAAACAAACAUGCCACUACCUUCAUCAUCAAUCGGUUGCGAUUUUUAUACGUAAAGGGUUGUAGUGGCCGCUCAAACACUGGAAUGUAAUGUGUCGUGCGCUCAAAAAGAUACACAGACAACGUUUACCUUCGAAUUAAAACAUCCUUUUUCUAAAGAA
Molecule: messenger RNA, 4801 nt
Organism: Odontomachus brunneus
Lineage: Eukaryota; Metazoa; Arthropoda; Insecta; Hymenoptera; Formicidae
Product: zinc finger matrin-type protein CG9776-like
Exons: 9
Coding region: 222-3809 (1195 amino acids)
Biological process (GO): negative regulation of DNA-templated transcription; positive regulation of DNA-templated transcription
Cellular component (GO): nucleoplasm
Molecular function (GO): zinc ion binding; nucleic acid binding
Source: RefSeq, a predicted model, not a curated record